Naegleria gruberi is the source of this 608-nucleotide messenger RNA. RefSeq lists its product as uncharacterized. The record is from RefSeq and is a predicted model, not a curated record. The coding region runs from base 69 to 425 and encodes 118 amino acids. The transcript has a single exon. Lineage: Eukaryota; Heterolobosea; Eutetramitea; Acrasida; Naegleriidae.
CAAUUCAUUUAUUAAAAAAUCAUCAAAUUACUUUAAAUUAUUUAAAUUUUCUUUCUACUUCAUAAUCAAUGUCGACGACGGAAAAGAAACCUAGUAAUAAUAAUACACUCCUCGGAAACAGUGAACCAAUUAAUUCAUCAACACCAACCACUAAUAAGAUUGUAUCUUUUCUAGGAAGGAAGAAUAAUUUCAAUCCUAUCAAACCAACAUCUUCAAAGCCUAAUGAAGUUCCACUCACUCGUCUCCAGAAAUUAGCAUUGAAUAUUGGAAAGAUGUGGAAUGAUUCAUUCGGAAGGAGAGUGAUAGCAUUCACUGCCUUGUUUAUUUCUUCAGCCUAUUUUAUUGCCAUUCCUAAAUUCAAUACCUACAUUAAGAAUAGUCAACAAGAUGAAGAUGAUGAGGAUGAUGAUGAUGGAGAAGAAUAAAUUCUUUCUCAACUCACACAAAGUGAAAAGAGUGAUAAAUUAAUGGAAUUAUUUGGCAAUGAUAUGAAAAGCCUUUUUCAAUAGAAAAUAAUCGAAAAUUAGGGUUAACAAUAAUAGAAGAUGAAAAUAACAAAUCUAGAUUUAUAAUCAAUUUUAAUAAAUUAAUAAUUUAAACCUUUUGAU